GUCCUUUUGUCUCCAUGUUACAGGUAUCUGCUACGACUAUGGGCUGCGUGAAGUCAACCAGAGUGUCUCUUCUCCUGUUGUGUUUUCUACUGAAUGUAGCGGAUUAUUCAAGCUUGGCCUGUGAGGGAUGCACCCCGAGACUGAACAAGUUUUUUGCUCACUAUGGGUCAAUCUACCAGUGCAUGGGUUGCUGCUUCUCUCGAGCGUACCCCACCCCUCAAUCAGCCCUGGAGACCAUGUCAGUCAAGAAGAACAUCACUUCAGAGGCAUGGUGCUGUGUUGCAAAGCACAGCUACGAGAUAGUUUUAGGAGGUGAACUAACAGUGAGAAACCACACAGCGUGUCACUGCAGCACCUGCUAUUACCAUAAGGUGAUUUGAAACGCGGACGACUUGCAGCCAUCUACUCAGCCCUGCUCUUUGGAAAUGCACAAACUUUUCUCUAUUGUGGACAUCAACA
Molecule: messenger RNA, 459 nt
Organism: Cyprinodon variegatus (sheepshead minnow)
Lineage: Eukaryota; Metazoa; Chordata; Actinopteri; Cyprinodontiformes; Cyprinodontidae
Gene: cga
Product: glycoprotein hormones, alpha polypeptide
Exons: 3
Coding region: 15-380 (121 amino acids)
Biological process (GO): thyroid hormone generation; positive regulation of steroid biosynthetic process
Cellular component (GO): follicle-stimulating hormone complex; extracellular region
Molecular function (GO): follicle-stimulating hormone activity
Source: RefSeq, a predicted model, not a curated record